Messenger RNA from Limulus polyphemus (Atlantic horseshoe crab), 2343 nucleotides. RefSeq names its product ATP-dependent RNA helicase HAS1-like (gene pit). The transcript is spliced from 14 exons. Lineage: Eukaryota; Metazoa; Arthropoda; Merostomata; Xiphosura; Limulidae. Gene Ontology annotation, cellular component: nucleolus. Gene Ontology annotation, molecular function: nucleic acid binding; ATP binding; RNA helicase activity. Gene Ontology annotation, biological process: maturation of LSU-rRNA from tricistronic rRNA transcript (SSU-rRNA, 5.8S rRNA, LSU-rRNA). The record is from RefSeq and is a predicted model, not a curated record. The coding region runs from base 94 to 2211 and encodes 705 amino acids.
UGCUAGCUGAAGACUUUAUUAAAGUUUAAAACACUUAGGCUUAGUUAAAUUGCUAGGAUAGACAUAUAAUAGUUUAUAUCAAUAUUUUUCCAUAUGGCAAUUCACGAUCAAGCUCUUUUAAGAAAACUGAAGAAGAGGGAGAAACAUAAACAAAAGUUAAGAAAAAUGAAACAACUAGAGAGAAGUCAAACCUGCAAAAGUAACUCUGACUCUGAGAGUGUUACUGUUACUAGUGUUAGAAGUCAGGAAAAUGAAGAAAUCAGUCAUAGUCUUAAUGAACAGAACACGGUUGAGGAUGUUUCAGACAAAGAUCAGGAGAUAUCUGUUAUGGAUGCUGUUGAAACUGGAGAUAUAACUUUGGAUAGUGAAAAUGAUUCUGCUGAACCAAAGAAAAAGAAAAGAAAGAAAGUUGUAAAACUAGAGAAAAAACAGAAAGAAGACGAUAGAAAUUCUUCAGAUCUCAAAGUUGAAAAUGAUGAUUGUAAAGAAGAGGACUCUGAAAAUGGUAACAAAAAAACAAAGAAAGUUGCAAAACUCGAGCAAAAGCAGAAAAAAGACAACAGAAAUUCUACAUACAGUGAAGUUGAAAAUGAUGGUUGUAAAGAAGAGGGCUCUGAAAAUGGAAAAGAUGCAAGUGAAAUUGAAUGUGAUGAUAAAACCAUCAGUGAGGAGGGUCCCUCAACAGAAGAAAACCUUUUGCCAGGUACAAGUAUGGGAAUUCUUACUGAUACAUCUUUUGCUUCCCUUGAGAAUAAAGUGUCUGAGUUCACACUAAAAGGCAUAGCUGAUAUGGGCUUUACAAAUAUGACAGAGAUUCAAGCAAAAGCCAUUCCUCAUCUUUUAGAAGGAAGAGACCUUGUAGGUGCUGCUAAGACAGGCAGUGGCAAGACUCUAGCAUUUUUGAUACCUGCUAUUGAAUUGAUCUACAAGCUAAAAUUCAUGCCUCGUAAUGGAACAGGGGUAAUUGUUAUAUCACCUACAAGAGAAUUGUCCAUGCAGAGUUUUGGCGUUUUGAAAGAACUACUUAAACAUCAUUAUCACACAUAUGGCCUAGUGAUGGGAGGCACGAACAGGCAGUCAGAGGCUCAGAAACUUAGCAAAGGCGUCAACAUUCUGAUAGCUACCCCUGGUCGGUUACUGGACCACUUACAGAACACACCCAAGUUCUUGUAUAAAAAUCUUCAGUGUCUUAUCAUUGAUGAAGCAGACAGAAUCCUUGACAUUGGAUUUGAAGAAGAAUUGAAACAAAUCAUUAAAAUUUUACCGAAGAGAAGGCAGACAAUGUUGUUCAGUGCAACAUUAACCAAAAAGACAGACGAUCUGAUAAAGUUGGCUUUGAAGAAGGAACCAAUGUGCAUUGGUAUAGAAGACAUUAAAGAAAAGGCAACAGUUGAAGGUCUAGAACAGGGUUAUGUCGUCUGUCCAUCAGAAAAAAGGUUUUUGCUACUUUUCACAUUCCUGAAGAAGAAUAGAAAGAAGAAAGUGAUGGUGUUUUUCAGCUCAUGUAUGUCCGUCAAGUUUCACCAUGAACUUCUGAACUAUAUUGAUUUGUCAGUCAUGAGUAUACAUGGAAAACAAAAACAGACAAAACGAACAACAACAUUUUUCCAGUUUUGCAACGCGGAGUCGGGAAUUUUGCUUUGUACUGAUGUGGCUGCUAGAGGUCUUGAUAUUCCAGCAGUUGAUUGGAUAGUGCAGUAUGAUCCUCCAGAUGAUCCAAAGGAGUACAUCCACAGGGUGGGGCGAACAGCCCGUGGGGAGGGAGGCCGUGGACACGCCCUGCUGAUCCUACGCCCUGAGGAGCUGGGAUUCCUUAGGUACCUAAAACAAGCCAAAGUUCCGCUUCAAGAAUUUGAUUUCUCCUGGAACAAGAUCGCCAACAUUCAGCCUCAGCUGGAGAAGCUGAUUUCGAAAAACUACUUCCUUCACAUGUCUGCAAAGGAAGCUUAUAAAGCAUACGUCAGAGCUUACGACUCUCACCAUUUGAAGCAGAUCUAUGACGUUAACACUCUAGAUCUGAUUUCAGUCGCAAAGUCUUUCGGUUUUUCAGUGCCUCCUAGCGUUGAACUUAAAAUUGGCAACGUUAAAAACUCACGGCCCCGAAAACGAGGAGGAUAUGGAAAUUACCAGAACAUGAACAGGAAAACAGAAAAGACUGUUUUUUACAAACCCAUCCCUAUUAAAAAAGACAAGAGACAAUUCACAAGGUGACGCACCGCAUGAGCAAGUGUUGAGAGAAUGCACAUCCAUUUUAAAGAUCACCAGGAACAAUGUUAAUAAAUUUGUAUUUUACGUUCCAUUCUAUAUUCUUUAAAAUAAAUUGCUGUAGUCAUUUUGGGUUUA